AUGCAUCAAAUGAAAUCCAAUGGACCAGCGCUGAACACCAAAGAGCGCCUAUUUGGAGGCACAGAUGAUCGUCCCGUUACACCAAAAAAGAAGUUGACCAACACCUACAAAUCGACAAUUUUUGACUCUUCGACACCAAAUUCACCAGCACGGACGCCAAAAAAGACGAUUCCUGUCUUAGAAAUUGAACUUUCGUGA
Enterobius vermicularis (human pinworm) is the source of this 198-nucleotide messenger RNA. The record is from the annotation of a GenBank genome assembly. NCBI's taxonomy places the organism in Eukaryota, Metazoa, Nematoda, Chromadorea, Rhabditida, Oxyuridae.